Cucurbita maxima (winter squash) is the source of this 2524-nucleotide messenger RNA. RefSeq names its product amino acid transporter AVT1C-like. Bases 600 to 2252 code for a protein of 550 amino acids. Gene Ontology annotation, cellular component: plasma membrane. The transcript is spliced from 13 exons. NCBI's taxonomy places the organism in Eukaryota, Viridiplantae, Streptophyta, Magnoliopsida, Cucurbitales, Cucurbitaceae. The record is from RefSeq and is a predicted model, not a curated record.
UUAAGAAAAAAUUGUCACAAAAAAGGAAAGAGAAAAAGAAAAUAGAAAAAAAAUAGAGUGAGUUUCAUCAUCAACUGAUUUAAAAUGUUUCUGAAAUUGUGAAGAAUGUUGAUGACAGGAACAUGAAAGAAUCGCAGCUGUGUUUUGUAUAAAUUGUUGGAAGGAACAAAGGACCACAGAUCUACUACAGAGCUGCUAAUUUUCUCUCUCUCCGGAUUGAUUCAUUUUCUUGCUUAACUUCACGCCAAACAGAGUCUUCCGACUUUGAAUUGAUGUCAAUCGUUCUUCACGUAUAUACUCACUUGUAGGCGGAUUUCAUGGCUUCUGCUUGUGAAAUUUACUUUAAGUAUGGUGGUCGUGGUUUGAUGGACGCAUUUGGCGCCUUGAUUUAGGUGUUUUCGUUGAUUUUUUUUUUCCGUUCCGUGUUUGGCGAUUCAAGCUAGAGAACGAUUAACGUUGUAUUUAUUUCUCUGAAACAUUUUUUCUCCGUGUUUUCUCUCUGAUUUGAAUCUGGUGAAGUGGAUUCGGAUUAAUUUAUUCUCAGUUGAACGGAAGGAAAGAAGAGGAGGAGGAGGAGGAAUUGGAACUUCGAUUUGAAAAUGAAGAACUCCGUGUCGGACCGUAGUUUUUACAUCGAAAGUUCUGACGACGAAGAUUUUGAAAAGGAAAUCGACGACGGAAACGAAUCGGAGUCUUCCGGUUCAUCAGUGGAUAACCGUAACAUUAAUCAACCAAGUUCUUACAAUGCCGCUGCUUGGCCUCAAAGUUACAGGCAAUCUAUUGAUAUGCUGGGGAGUUUACAUUCACCAAGUAUUGGGCUGCUAGGAACGCCAUCAUUGGCCAGAUUUGGAAGCUCGUUUCUUUCCUCCUCAUUAACGAGGAGAUUCACUCCUGAAGCGUUCUCUUCAUCCAUAUCAAAGCCACUGCUACCCACAGUAAUUGACGAGCAGCAAAAGUAUGCCCCUUAUUCUCCUUUGGGUCCUCAGCUUCCUUCUAGGCGCUCUUCCAUAUCCGUCAGGAGGGAUGACAAAGACAAGCCCGUCGUUGACUCUCAUGGCCUUCCCAUUUCCCGCCAUUGUUCUUUUGGCCAAGCUGUUGUUAAUGGUAUCAAUGUGCUGUGUGGGGUGGGAAUACUUUCGACCCCAUAUGCUAUGCAACAAGGAGGAUGGUUGGGGCUUUCCAUUUUAUUGAUAUUUGCUGUGCUUUCUUUCUACACUGGAAUCCUCCUACGUGCUUGUUUGGAUAGCAAACCUGGGCUUGAAACUUACCCUGACAUUGGACAAGCUGCUUUUGGUGCCAUCGGCCGUGUCGCCAUCUCGAUAGUAUUGUACGUGGAAUUAUACGCUUCUUGUAUCGAGUACGUAAUUCUGGAGAGCGACAAUUUGUCUACAUUGUUUCCCCGUGCGCACAUAAGUUUUGGUGGAUUUGAAUUAAGUGCACACCUUUUAUUCGCUAUAGCGACUGCCCUGGCUGUUCUUCCAACCGUUUGGCUUCGGGAUCUCAGUAUUCUAAGUUACAUCUCUGCUGGUGGAGUCAUUGCAUCAAUCGUGGUGGUUAUAUGCUUGUUUUGGGUUGGGUUGGUAGAUGAUGUCGGUUUCCAUGGCACAGUGACUCCACUGAAGCUCUCAACCCUCCCAGUUGCUCUGGGUCUGUACGGUUUCUGCUACUCAGGACAUGCUGUAUUUCCCAACAUCUAUAGCUCAAUGGGUAAACAAAGCCAAUUUCCAGCAGUCCUUUUGACAUGUUUUGGUAUUUGCACUUUGAUGUAUGCUGGAGUUGCUAUUAUUGGAUACUUAAUGUUUGGAGAAUCGACAUUAUCCCAGUACACUCUUAACCUGCCCCAGGAUUUGGUUGCCUCAAAGAUUGCUGUGUGGACUACGGUAGUAAACCCCUUCACAAAGUAUGCGUUAACGAUAUCUCCCGUUGCAAUGAGUCUGGAGGAGUUCAUACCACCAAACCAUCCCAAGACUCACAUUUAUUCCAUCCUAAUUAGAACUGCUCUUGUAAUUUCUACCCUACUGGUCGGUCUUUCUAUCCCCUUUUUUGGUCUUAUGAUGUCAUUGAUCGGAUCCUUGCUAACAAUGCUUGUGACUUUAAUACUCCCUUGUGCCUGUUACCUCAGCAUUUUGAGGGGGAAAGUAACGUUUUUACAGAUAACACUUUGUUGCAUAGUUAUAGCAGUAGGAGUUAUUGCAUCUGCAUUUGGAUCAUAUUCAUCUCUCAAGAAAAUCAUUGAGAAAUUAAGCGCCUGAAGUUUUUGCCUUCCCAAACACCAAGAGUCACUGGUUAUGCAGCAUAGAUUCUGGUAGAUUUUGUUUUCCUUUUUAGAUUGUAUAUUGAAUUAUAGAGGAACUCUAGAUAUUAUGUUCCCCCCAUUAAACGUUGGUGUCUUGUUCAUUGAUGCCUGUUUUUCCCCUUGUGUUGUCAGUAUCUUUGUUUAUUUUAAAAAAUUAUUCCAUGUUCAUUAGAAAUUUAGAGAUCAACCAAAUCCAUUUUGUUACAGUAAUGAAAUUAUAUUACUAGA